AAUUGAAGUUAAUAAGAUAUACAGCAGUGGCGUGCAGUCAAAACAUCGAGGUGCCACAAGGUGGGAAGGUUGGUCGCUGCUCUCGCUAUUUCUCUCAAAAAUGGACACUGACGAUCUAAGAUCAUAUAGGUGGAAUAAUUCACAUUCAAACAGCAACAAGGGUGCUACCACUUCUCCUAAAAUUACAAGCAGCCUUUGGAAACAGCUGAGCGAGGAAUGUGACAGUGUUAAAACUCCUGGUUUACAUUCAUCAUGCUUGACUGAAAAUCUCUCUCCAUCGGAGAAGGAUGUUUCUUUUAAUAGUUCAUCAUCAGCAUCUCAUUCACAAGAUCUCUGGCAUACACAGCAAAGUCCUGCUUCUGGUCAGAGUGAUGUCACCUUCCAGGUUAUUCAUAGUGAUCCAUGGGAGACAUUGACUAAUCAAACAAAAGCUUCUCGUGAUCUGACAGAAUUAUCUAUAUCAAACUUGACUAGCAGUGCAUUUAGACAAUCAGACAUUGAUGUAAAUAGGAUUCCUAAGAUAGGUACUGAAGAAAAUACCUCCUCACUAUUCACGAAGGAUGUAAGAUAUGGCAAAUAUGAGCCUGGUGUAAUAGGUACUGAACUAAAUGAACCCACAAACCCAGCAAGUCAACUGUUUCCAUCACAUUCAUAUCCUCCAAGCAGUAUAUGGAAUGAAAAUACAGAAAUACCAACAAAUAGUUCCUUCCCAUUAUCUUCUUCACAAAAUGAGUCAUUUAAGCUGCAUAAUUCUUUAGCAUGGAAUAAUAUAAUGUCUUCAGUGCCUCAGAGAAGUGUGUUGCAUGAUAUUGGCAAUGUAAAUUACCCCUCAGUUGCUGCACCAGCUAGCGAUUUUACAUGUCAAAAACUACCUUCAUCAUAUAAUGCCUCAGCACCAGAGCUAUGUGACAGCCAGAGAACCAUAGCUUUUCACCCCCAGAAGCAACACACAGAUUUAGUUGCUUUAAUGCAAGAGCUGUCCAUGUUUUCUGAAACAAGGAAUGCUGGGCAACUGCCACAUGAUGGAAAUACAAUGCAUACAUAUUCACACCAAAAAUUUCCAGCCACAACCCAAGUGAAUUCCCUUAUUAAGGGAUGUGUAUUUUGUAAGAAUAAUAACUACCACUCCACCUUCUAUAGAUCCCAUACAUUAAAGGAUGAGCGUGGUCAUUGCCAGUGUCCUGUGUUGAGGCUUUAUGUUUGUCCUCUCUGCAAUGCUACUGGUGAUUUUGCCCACACACUUAAGUAUUGUCCACUAAAUACUGUGACUAAAGGUGAUCCAAUCUCUGCAGGUCUUCCACCUGGCAAAGUCACAAAUUGGAGGGAGGUGGCAAAAAGGAUGUUAGGAUAUUAUAGUGUAAAGCACUGAUAUUUUGCAAUGUGAUUGACACGUUAUUUACUGAAAUAUUUUAUAUCAUAUAUCAGGUAUUUUUUUUUAUAUUUUGGAUGUUAAUUAACCUUUGUUGUUAUUUAAGAACCUCAUUUUACCAAAGAAAGGCAUAAGGAAAAUUUUCAUAACCAGUUUUGUUGUCGAGUAUUUAUUUUAUGGAUGUGUCACUGUGUGUACAUAUAACAUUGAUUUAAAAAGUUUAUUAUACAGUUUAUGAUUAUUAAUAUCCAAUAUUAAACCCUGAAAAUUUGAAUAAUGAAAAUAUAUUGACUUGUAUUAUCAUGAUUAGAUAGAUAAAUAGUAAUUUGACUUUUAUUCCUGUUGAGGGGCUCCUAGAAGGUGUCUUAAAACCAUAGUUGUUAUAUAUAUAUUUAAAAAAAAGUAGUUAGUCAAAGAAGUGGAAUAUAUUUUUCUAAUAUUUGUAGUUGGAAAUGAUGGUUUAAUG
Molecule: messenger RNA, 1835 nt
Organism: Cherax quadricarinatus
Lineage: Eukaryota; Metazoa; Arthropoda; Malacostraca; Decapoda; Parastacidae
Biological process (GO): oogenesis; negative regulation of translation
Cellular component (GO): perinuclear region of cytoplasm
Molecular function (GO): mRNA binding; zinc ion binding
Source: RefSeq, a predicted model, not a curated record